Molecule: messenger RNA, 711 nt
Organism: Aspergillus melleus
Lineage: Eukaryota; Fungi; Ascomycota; Eurotiomycetes; Eurotiales; Aspergillaceae
Gene: TRM9
Product: tRNA (carboxymethyluridine(34)-5-O)-methyltransferase
Exons: 3
Coding region: 1-711 (236 amino acids)
Biological process (GO): tRNA wobble uridine modification
Cellular component (GO): cytoplasm; nucleus
Molecular function (GO): tRNA binding; S-adenosylmethionine-dependent methyltransferase activity
Source: RefSeq, a predicted model, not a curated record
AUGCAGUCCGCAGAAGCUGCAAUCAACCAGCCCAAUGAUGAAUACGAAGAAAAGAAUGUCCACGAGGUGUAUCAGCAGAUCGCGAAUCAUUUCUCCGCGACUCGUUACAAGCCAUGGCCAAUUGUGGAACAGUUUCUCAAGGGAUUAGCUCCAGGUGCGAUUGGUUUGGACGUGGGAUGCGGCAAUGGUAAAUACCUGUCUGUGAAUCAGGAUGUUUUUAUCGUGGCUUCCGAUCGGUCGGAAAAUCUCGCCCGAAUCGCUGUAAAACACCAACCGCAUUCAACAAUCGUCGCGGACAUUCUGAAUCUGCCACAUCCAGAUUCGUUUUUCGACUUUGCCCUAUCAAUUGCCGUGAUCCACCAUUUGUCCACUCCUGAUCGGAGGAUUCAAGCUAUACGCGAGAUUCUGCGCACGUUAAGGCCUUCCAAACCUAAUGCACCUGGCGGAAAGGCUCUUCUCUAUGUCUGGGCACUAGAGCAGAAGACCAGUCGAAGGGGUUGGGAUAAAGGCGACCAACAGGAUGUGAUGGUUCCGUGGGUUUUCAAGCAAAAGCCCUCCGAAGGUGAUUCAGGUGCGCAGCCGCAAGUAUACCAUCGGUACUACCAUCUCUUCGAGGAAACGGAGCUAGAGCGUGAUAUCAAAGCGGCGGGUGGUUUUGUCCUCGAGUCAGGUUAUGACAGGGAUAAUUGGUGGGCAAUCGCGGCUCGAUAA